Messenger RNA from Kwoniella shivajii, 969 nucleotides. RefSeq lists its product as uncharacterized. The transcript has a single exon. NCBI's taxonomy places the organism in Eukaryota, Fungi, Basidiomycota, Tremellomycetes, Tremellales, Cryptococcaceae. The record is from RefSeq and is a predicted model, not a curated record. Bases 1 to 969 code for a protein of 322 amino acids.
AUGAAUGAGACUGAUCACAAUGAGACGACUGGAAGUGGCAACAGCCGAAAGCAUCAUAGACAUCCUAGUAGAGCGUUAUCACCCAUUAUGGAUCCCAAUACUUUGAAACAGAUAGGAUGGCAGCCUUCACCCGCUAAGUUGUCUAUGAUUGCCAAAGAAGGAUCUGAGCUCCCAACUCAAGGGUCUGGCAGACUUCUACACAUACUAGAUGACGAACUUUGUACCAUUACAUACGAUACACGAGGAAGUCAAGAUACCCAAUUGGAAGUGAACCUUCCUGAUUUUCCCAUGCAAUGGCAAAAAGUACCUCUUUCUCAAGACGAAUGGGGCAGAAACGAUGCCAAUCAUAUAAUCACUGCAAGCCUCCAAGCUUUGAGUUCGUUGUAUACUGACCAGGACAACACACUUCCUCAAGGCCGUACCAAAGCUCUGUUCACCAAUGAAGCGAUAGAAUGGUGGCUCAUUCCUACCUGUCCACAAAACGUUCCAUCGGGAACUAAUAUCACAUCCUCAGCUCAUAGUCAGACAGAUGACAUGAUGAUCGGAUUAAGAUACAAGAUGAACAAUUCAAGUAGUCCCACAGUGGCUUUAGUCAGCUUUGAAAAUCUGGAACGCCUAUCUGAGAAUUUUUCUGCCAGUUCGAAAGGACCGUGGACCGAAGCUUGUAACGCUGUAAGAAAAGGAAUCAAAGAAAGCGGCUACAUUGAUAUUGAAGUUUCGACGAGGAUGCCUGGUGGCCGAACAAGUGAACUUAGAGGCACUCCUGGAAAAUCUUCAAUUUCUAAGGAAGAUUCCGGAAGGCGAAGCAUAGUGUAUCGCGUAGAUUGGUCCGAAAACGUCAUUGACAAUGAAGGUAAAGCCAGACCUAAUCGAAUACCAAGAUUGAACGAGAGCAAGGUCACAACUCUGCGUACGAUGUUACUCGAGCAUAAUCAGUCAUCAGAUUUAAGAUCAUUUUACGCGAAAUAA